Molecule: messenger RNA, 3638 nt
Organism: Larimichthys crocea (large yellow croaker)
Lineage: Eukaryota; Metazoa; Chordata; Actinopteri; Sciaenidae
Gene: klf5l
Product: Kruppel like factor 5 like
Exons: 4
Coding region: 137-1459 (440 amino acids)
Biological process (GO): regulation of transcription by RNA polymerase II
Molecular function (GO): DNA-binding transcription factor activity, RNA polymerase II-specific; RNA polymerase II cis-regulatory region sequence-specific DNA binding
Source: RefSeq, a predicted model, not a curated record
CAGGUAAAACCUACCUGUGAGUCAGAACAGAAAGGAAGGCUGUGGGAUUAUUUCGUAGUUUUCAGCUACAAUAAGUCGCAGUUUUAUGUACUUAUAACCCAAAUUCACCGGGAGAUAUAUUUGUUUAAUCAUUCUAAUGGCAGCGAGUGUAGGACUGGCCAUGAAUCCGCCGCAUACGACAGAAGAAAGAGCGGUUUUCACGCAGCUGAAGCCAGUGAGGAUGUCAGGAGCAGAGGGCGCUGAGGACGCAUCCGUGUUUGAAGACGUCAAACCCGGGAUUCAACUAGACUUGGACAAAUACCUUCCCCAGGUCAAUAAUUCUCUCUUGAGUCUGUCGACCGACACUGGUGACAAGAAAUACAGACGAGAGAGUGCUUCCGUGGUUGACGAGUACUUCUCAGAGGACAAACCCACUGCCCCGUACAGCCUCAACAUCAAUGUCAUCCUUCCCAGCACCACUCACCUCCGCACAGGCCUCUACCGGCCCAACACCAAGACCCUCACACCGCAGCAGAUCAAGAUAGAGCCAGGGCUGGAGGUGCCCUGCUCGAUUCCCCCCACUGCCGCCACCACCCAGGCUCUGCCAGACUUCACCUCUGUCUUCAGUGUGCCGCCGGUGGUCAACAAUGUUUUCAUCAAACCAGACAUGAACUCUGGAGGAGUGGCGUGUGUGACCGCAACAUCCCAGCAGCACCAACAGCAGCCAAAUUUGGACGCCGAGCUUCACAUCGGACCCCCGGCUCCCCAGCAGCAGGUCUACCACAUGCCCAUCACCAGCUGUGCUGACCUCACCAUGACUCUUUCCCACAGCAGCCCAUCGGGCCACACCUCCAGCGGUGGCAGGACCAUGCUGAACCUCGGCGGUGUAUCAUUGCCAACGACUAACGGCAACUACAUGAUGCCAGAGCACCAUAUGCAGCAGCACCAUGGUUACUACCAAGCCUCUCCAGCCAACUCAUCACAGCAUACGGGGCCUCACAGCCUGCCACCCUCACCCCCAAACUCUCAGCCUGGGAGCCCAGACGGUCAGGCAGAUCUCAGCUUAGCACCCCAACCUCCGCCUCCAUACCAGCAGCGCCUGGGAGGGAUAAAGGUGACGGGGUUGUCACCACACGCCUUGUUGAUGACACAUGGCCAGGGUGUCCUGACAGGUCCCAAAUACAACAGACGGAACAACCCAGAGCUGGAGAAGAGGAGGAUCCACUUCUGUGACUACCCAGGCUGCACCAAAGUUUACACAAAGAGCUCUCAUCUGAAGGCACACCAAAGGACGCACACAGGCGAGAAGCCGUACCGUUGUACAUGGGAGAGCUGCGACUGGCGCUUCGCCCGAUCGGACGAACUCACCAGACACUACCGGAAACACACCGGAGCCAAACCCUUCAAGUGCGUCGCCUGCAGCCGCUGCUUCUCACGCUCUGACCACCUGGCCCUGCACAUGAAGCGUCACCAGAAUUAACACAGACAUACCUGUAUAUACAAAACUAAUCUCACACACACACAUACAAACAAAAGAGCAGUAUCCAUACAUAACAGGCACCGGAAACAAAAUAGGGGAUCAACAUGAACAGAUAUACAACCAACAUCAUCCCUGAUUUAUUCUGGUGCUCUGUGCUUGUUAACUGAUAGCAGGCAAUUGGUUGGCCAUGGUCAGUUUUUGAACCUGAAGAGGCAUUAUGCAUGUGUAUUUGUGGGUCACAGGGAAUGUGGUCAACAGUAGAAGUUGUAGGUAAAUUUUUUGAAUGAUUAACAUCCAGUUAUGGAGAUUUCAGGAGAACUUAUUAUCAGUUUCACUCCAGUGAACGUACUUCCAGGCAGCUGCAACGGCUCGCUCUAUCACAUGCAAAAUGUCUUGUCGUUUUUCUGUCAUCUGCUAUCAGUCAACACAGUGUUUGCUUGGGUCUUAACACCAGAGCUAAUGAUCCACCAGGGGACCCAGAGAUGAUUUUGGUGUCUGUUCUCAUCACUCAACAGAUUUAAAAUAUGAACUGCUCCGACUCCUAGAAACACGCGAUACAUUCACAUUAGAACUCUGGUGUCAGAUUUGGGAUUGAUUACAUCCUGGAAACAACUUUCUUCUGCUGCCAACUUCAUCACUAUCACCAUCAUCAUCACUGUCAGUCUUUUAUCAUUUUGAGGUAUGAACUUUUAAGGAGACGUGGAAUUGAAUUUCCCUACAUCCUGCUUAUUGUAAAUACUUGUGUACAUAUAUUUGUGUGUGUAUAUGUAUGUCUGAGAAUACAACGAAUGUAUUGAGAUUUAUACUUGACUUUUUUUUUUUUUAAAUGUUAAUGAUAUGAGUAAUAUUCCACGUCGAAACUUCCUUGAGAUUUAAUCUCCUUUAAAAAAAGAGAGAGAGAGAGAGAGUAAAUAAACAAUCAAGAGACACAAUCCGAGAACUCUCCAUGGAAAAGUUAAUAAUCGUCUAGUUAUGCUUGUUUCAGCACAGGUACUACCUGUCGAGCUCAGAGAGCGGAGUGAUUUGCCAAUGUUUGUAUCCAUGACAUUACCCGUUGCCGUGGCGACAGAGCUCCUCUGACGACAGUUUGCGGUUUGCCCGCUGUUUCUAUUCAGCGCUGGGUUUUCUCCCCCUCCCCUUUCAUUUUUUUUCUUUUCUUCUUCCUCCUGUAUUAGUUCAACACUUCAACUCGAGAAACACGGAGAUGGGUGGAUAGACCUGUUAUGUAAACGUUCCUAAUCGUUUUAAUGUGUAGAACAGCUGAUUAGAGUCCGUUAACUGUAUGAACAAGUCAACGUUCACUUCUUUACAUGACAUUAACUGUCAGUUCCUGCUGUGUUUUGAAUCCAUCUCGACUGUGUAGUUGUGCAGCUCAAUAACAUAAGUAACAAGAGAAAGAUAUAGUGCACAGUACUCCAUGAACUAAAACAAUGUUACCAAGCAAUUAAUUGUGAAACUGGAAAAAAGAGAAAAUAAUCUGUAAUCAUUUUCUGUGAGAUUUUAAGAUUCGAAAUUUAAAAACCAUCAGCGGCAACCCCACACAAACAUGACACUUUUCCAGUUUGUCAGAAUAAUAACUGACAUUUAAAUGUCUCCCGGUGGAGCGAGUGAUCAAUAGUCCCCAUAAAACCUGAACCUCAGAGGUUCAGAUCUACAUGGCGGUAAAUUAAGAUUUAAUAUUUGAUUGUGAGACAAUCCAACAUAAAACACAGACAAAUGAGUUGAAGCAACAGUGAACCCAAAUUAUUUUUACACAAGAUGUGUCCUAGUGACGCAUAGAUGCAAUUGAACCAUUAAACCUACUAAAACUGUGUGUUACUUGUGUUGCAAGUCAUUUUUGUACCAAUCAUUUUUGAACAGCUCCGAUCAAAGAACAAAUGUUUUAUUGAGCUUUAACGUCAUGAAGCAACUCGAUGGGACUGGCCUCCAACUCGCUCAAAAAAAAAAGACUCAUUCUACUUGCACAAUGUCGCGUGACGUGUUUCUGUUUUCCUGUCAACUCUACAGUAAUGUUAUUUUUGCCUUCAACCUUAGUGAUCACCUUACAGUGCUUUUUCUUCCUCAUAUUACUUCACUUUUCAGUUAGUGUUGGACAUCUUGCAACGUUAGCCAGUCAGCCAAGUACUGAAAUGAAGAAUACAUUAUCAGCUGAAAAAAAAAGAAAAAAGAAAAAGAAUCC